AUGGAGAAGAAGUUUACCAAAAUCCUGGAAGUAUUCAAGAAAUUGCACAUCAACAUUCCAUUUGCGGAGGCCUUAGAGCAAAUGCUGAGCUAUGUCAAGUUCAUGAAGGACAUCUUGUCCAAGAAGAGGAAGAUGGAGGACUUUGAAACUGUGGCAUUGACGGAAGAUUGUAGUGCUAUACUGCAAAAGAAGCUCCCUCCUAAACUGAGUGAUCCUGGGAGUUUCACAAUACCGUUCACUAUUGGGAGAAUUGAGGGAAUAAAUGCUCUUUGUGAUUUGGGGGCUAGUAUCAACCUAAUGCCAUUGUCAGUUUUCAAGAGAUUGCAACUUGGAGAAGCCAAGCCCACAACUGUAACUUUGCAGCUGGCUUAUUGUUCGUUGGCACAUCCAAGAGGGAUAAUUGAAGAUGUCCUUGUCAAAGUGGACAAGUUUAUUUUUCCUGCUGAUUUCAUAGUUCUUGAUAUGGAAGAGGAUAGCAAUGUUCCCAUUAUCCUUGGGAGGCCCUUCUUGGCAACAGGCCAAGCACUUAUAGAUGUUCAGAAGGGUGAGUUAAAGUUGAGAGUGCAAGGGGAAGAAGUUGUAUUCAAUGUGCUCAAGGCCAUGACUUAUCCUGAAGCUAGUGACAACUGCUUUUCGAUUGAUGUAAUGGGUAACUUAGUGGAAGAGAGAAAACUGAUAAAUGAUCCUCUUGAGUUGAGCUUGGUUGAAGAUGAAGUUAGUGAUCAAGAUGGAAAGGAAGCUAUGGAGUACGCAAAAUGGCUUAAUUCUUAUGGGCCAUUGAAGAGGAAAUACUUUGAAGAGCUUGGGGUAGUGCCAAAAAGGUCAUUUCCCUUAGUUGAGAAGCCCCCGGAGUUAGAACUGAAGGUGCUUCCUAACCAUCUGAGGUAUGAGUUGUUGGGUGAAAACAAGACACUUCCGAUUAUAGUUUCAACUUCACUUUCUGAUGUGGAGACUGAAAAAUUGUUGAGAAUUUUGAGAGAGCACAUGAAGGCCAUUGGGUGGACUUUGGCAGACAUCAAGGGGAUCAGCCCCUCUACUGUUAUGCACCGGAUUUUAAUGGAGGACGGAGUCAAACCAACCAUAGAUGCCCAAAGAAGACUCAAUCCGCCAAUGAAGGAAAAUGUGAGAAAAGAAGUGGUGAAGUGGUUAGAUGCAAGGGUGGCUUACCCACUUCAAUUUCUGACAGUAAGUGGGUGA
Molecule: messenger RNA, 1197 nt
Organism: Humulus lupulus (European hop)
Lineage: Eukaryota; Viridiplantae; Streptophyta; Magnoliopsida; Rosales; Cannabaceae
Exons: 1
Coding region: 1-1197 (398 amino acids)
Source: RefSeq, a predicted model, not a curated record